This is a messenger RNA of Herpailurus yagouaroundi (jaguarundi), 5197 nucleotides long. It is a transcript of the gene GPRASP1, whose product is annotated as G protein-coupled receptor associated sorting protein 1. NCBI's taxonomy places the organism in Eukaryota, Metazoa, Chordata, Mammalia, Carnivora, Felidae. The record is from RefSeq and is a predicted model, not a curated record. Gene Ontology annotation, cellular component: nucleus; cytosol.
GCCGGAUCCCCUUACACUACGCUCUAGCUCCUCCCGCUGCCGCUUUUGGUACUGGGGACGUGGCCAAAGUCUGCAGAGGAAAAGAUCACGGCACCCCCUUGAGGCAAGGAAAUAAGAAAACUCCCUCUGAUCCGAGCAAAGCAGGUCCAACUUCAAUGGCAGAUCUGGUGGCCUUGGAGUGGCUGAAGACACCCACCCUCCACAGCGCUGCGCUCAGGCACACAGCCAUUUUUCCUUUCCCAGAGUGCUGUCAUCUCUCAAGUGGAAUCCUUGGCUCCUUUGAAGACUUCCUUUAAGGCUGCUCACUUCUAUAAGGAAGGAGAGGAGACUGGUUCAAAUCUCUGGAGGUUGGCGUGAAGAUCCACCUCUAGUGGCAGCUCUGGUGGUGUUGGAUUGCUGCUGACCACCACCGUCAACAGGUCUGCUCCUACCUGGGAACAUCCAUUGUCCCGCAGCUUGCUUGUACCUAUGCACUUUGUGGUAUUGACUGAGGCUAGGCUUUGGAAGGAGAUCGAUUGAUUGAUGGACUGGUGAUUGACUCUAACUCUUGUUUUCAACUAUAUCACCUGAACUGAAGAUCAUAGUGUGAAGAUAUAAAACCAUGAGAGAUCUGUGGUAGAGGCUGAGACAUGUAGGGGUACUUAACUGGGCCUCCUCUGUAACUUAUACCAUGACUGGGGCUGAGAUUGAACAUGCUGCUCAGGAGAAGCCUGAAAAGAAGGCUGAAGAAGAGAUUGGGGGUGGGGCUGAAAGAAAGAAUAAAGUCCCACUGGUGGUCAGACCCAAGGUUAGAACCCAGGCACAGGUAAUGCCUGGGGUAAGGCCUAAAUCUGAUGUCAUGGUAGUAAGUGGGGCAAAGCCCAAAGCAGAAACCAUGGCAGUAGGUGUGGUACAUACUAAGAAUGAGGCCAAGGUAAUCCCUGGGGUGAGGCCUACAGAUAAAACCCCUUCAUGGACCAUGACUGAAUAUGAUGGUGAGGAGAUGUUGAAGAGAGAGGGAGUGUCCCAAACCAAUUCCAUAGCCUGGCCACUGGUCAGUACUGAGUUUGAGUCAGUUGCUAAAACGAAGACCUUAUCUAUGGAUAAGGAACUGAUCAGUGUGGACACUGAUUCCUUUCCUGUCACCAAGGUCAAGUCCCAAUUAGGAAUACAGCCUUUGUUUGGAUCAGAGGAGAAGUCCAAUGUGGGAUCCUGGUGGUGCCCCACGCCUACAUUCAAACAAGAGAUCUCUCACAAUUGUGAUUUCAGAUGGGUGGACAGAUCUUGUCUGAAUUCCUGGUUCUGGAGUGGAGAAGAGGUCAGUACAAAGUUUCGUCCUAGAGACAGGGUAAAGGCCAAUGCCAGAUCCAGGCACAAGGCCAAAGAAGAGGACAUGUCUAGGCCCAAUACCAACUGGGAGUUUUAUGUGUCUAGUGCCGGCUCUGAGGAUGAAUCUAUUAAGACAUCCUGGCUCUGGGCCAGAGAAAAGACUAAUAUCUGGUCCAUGCCCAAGGAAGAGACCAAUAACAGGUCCAGGUUUAGGUCCAAGAAAGAAGUCUUUGAGUCCAUUUCUGGAUCUGAAUGUGAGGACAAUGUGAAUUCCUGGCUCUGGGCUAGGGAGGAGGGCAAAUGCAGGUCUAAACCCAGAGUCAGGAAAGGGGCCAAUGUCAGGGCCAGGCACAGGACCAAGCAAGAAGCUUCCAUUGAUUUUGUAUCUGGAUCUUUAGAUGUAGUCCAAAAAGAGUCCUGGUUCUGGCCUGGAGAAAAGGCUAAUAACUUGUCAAGGCCCAAGUUCAAGAAAGAGGCCAAGGCCAGAAUAAUGGCAAAGGAAAAGGUCAAAAAUAAGGCCAGAGCCAGGGCCAAGCCAGAAACCAGGUCCAAAGAGGAGUUCCUCAUUGGGACCUGGUUCUGGGCUGCAGAAGAAUCCAGCAUAGUAGGUGGGGCCAGUGUCAAGUACAGCUCUCAAGUGGAGGAUGAUUCCAUUUUUGGCAGUUGGUUCUGUACUGAAGAAGAGGCCAGUAUAGAGACUGAUGCUAGCAGUAAAUCCAGACCAAGCACUGAGGAGGAAUCUACUGGCAAUUUCAUCCUUGGGUCUGGGGAAAAGGCCAGUAUGGAAACUGGGGCUGAGGCCACCUCCAAAUCUAUGCUAGAAGAUUAUAAAGAAAACGUCAUUGUUGGUUCCUGCUUCUGGAUUAGUGAAGAGACCAACCUAGAGGCUGAGGAAGAGACAAUUUUUGGGUCUUGGUUUUGGGUCAGUGAUGGGUCCAGUAUGGAAGUUGAUAUUAGAGCCAGCUGUGCAUCCAGGCUAAGGUCUGAGGAAGAAGGGAUCAUUGGUCCCUGGUUCUGGGAUGGAAAAGAGGUUGAUACAGAGGCUGAGUUUGGAGAAGCCAGGCCAGGAGAUGAAGAAGAGUCAAUAUUUGGGUCCUGGUUUUGGGCUGGAAACCAGGCCAAGAUGGAUUGUGGGGCUAAAGUCAGUUGUGAUACCAUGCCAGGGGCUGAGGAGGAACCCAUUAUUGGGUCAUGGUUCUGGAAUGGAAUAGAAGCUUGUGUGGGGACUGAGGUCAGCAACAAGUCUACCCUGAAGGACAAGGAGGAGGUUAUCAUAUCAUCUUGGUUUGGGAACACAGAAGAGGUCAGUAUAAAGUAUGGAACUGAUACCAGAUGCAAAUUUAUGGCAGAGGCUAAAGAGAUCAAUAAUGAGUCUUGCUUCUGGGAUGAAGAAGACCCCUGCAUAUAUACUGCCAAUGGAAGCAGGUGGAAGUCUAGGCCAGAGGAGGAACAGGACACUGUUAAUUCAUCGUUCUGGUCCAGGAAACACACAAGGCCAGAGACCAUUAUAGGGCCCUGGUUACAAGCUACAGAAGAGGUCAGUACAGAUGAUGGGACUGGAGAAGAGACCAACCCACUGAUCGAGGAGGAGACCAUGAUCACAUCCUGGUUCUGGAAAGGAGAUGAAACCAUUAGAGUGGCUACAGACAAAGAAUCCAGGCCAGAUGCUGAGGAGGAGGACAUUAUUGGUUCUUGGUUCUGGGCUGGAGAGGAGGACAGGCUCAAGACAGCAGCUGAAGCUAGAGAAGAGGACAGGCUGGCAGCUGAGGAGGAAGCUAUUGUUGGGUCUUGGUUCUGGGCCAGGAAAGAGAUCAUUAGGAAAGAGGCUGGCUUUUGCAACAAAUGCAGUCCAGAGGCUAAAGAGGAGGAAGCCAUUGUUGGGUCCUCGUUCUGGGCUGAAAAAGAGGCCAGUAUGGAGGCAGGAGCCAGUUUCGAGUCCAUGCCAGUGACUGAGGAAGAGGAAAUCACUUCCUCAGUCCUGGUUGGGUCCUGGUUUGGGGCUGAAAAAGACAACAGUAUAGAGGUUGGGCCUCAGGCAAUAGAAGAGAGCAGGUCAAGGACUGAAGAAGAAAUCAUUUUUGGGUCCUGGUCCUGUGCUGCAAAAGAAGUCAGUGUAGAAGCAGAGACAUUCUGUGCAUUCAAUCCAGAGGAUGAUGAGAUAAUUGUUGAGUCCUGGUUCUGGUCUGAAGAGAAGGCUAUUAACGAGACUGGAACUGUUGUAACUUGUAAGACCAGGCCAGACAAUGAGGAAAAGGCCGUUUUGGGGUCCUGGUUUGGAGCUAAAGAUGAGGCCAAUAACAGGACUGACAAUGGGACCAACUGUGAGACCAGGACAGUAGAUGAGGAGGAUGAUCCCAUAGUGGGAUCCUGGUUCUGGGCAGGAGAUGAGGCCCAUUUUGAAUCAAACCGUAACCCUGUGUUCAGGGCCAUUUGCAGGUCUAGGUGUUCAUUUGAGCAGGAACCUGAUGCUUCACACAGGCCCCAGAGCUGGGAAGAGGUCACUGUUCAGUUCAAGCCUGGUCCAUGGGGUAGGGUUGGCUUCCCAUCUCCAAUACCCUUUAGAUUUCCAAAAGAAGCAGCAUCUAUGUUCUUUGAAAUGUUUGGAGGAAAGCCAAAGCACAUGGAGCUUAACCCAGAAGGGGAAGAGCAGGAAUCUUUGCUUCAGCCUGAUCAGCCUGAUCCUGAGUUCCCAUUUCAAUAUGAUCCAUCCUACAGGUCAGUCAGGGAAAUUCGGGAACAUCUUAGGGCCAGAGAGAGUGCAGAACCUGAGAGUUGGUCCUGCAGCUGCAUACAGUGUGAGCUUAAUAUUGGUUCUGAAGAGUUUGAAGAACUCCUUUUAUUAAUGGACAAAAUCCGAGAUCCUUUUAUUCAUGAAAUAUCUAAAAUCGCAAUGGGUAUGAGAAGUGCUUCUCAAUUUACCCGAGAUUUCAUUCGGGAUUCAGGUGUUGUCUCACCUAUUGAAACCUUGCUCAAUUAUUCCUCCUCCCGAGUUAGGACAAGUUUUUUGGAAAACAUGAUUCGCUUGGCUCCACCAUAUCCAAAUCUAAACAUGAUUCAGACAUAUGUAUGUCAAAUGUGUGAAGAAACCCUUUCUUAUAGCUUAGAUUCCCCUGAGCAAAUUUCUGGAAUAAGGAUGCUUACACACCUCACUACAACUACUGACUAUCACACACUGGUUGCCAAGUAUAUGUCAGGAUUUCUCUCCUUACUAGCCAUGGGCAAUACCAGAACAAGGUUUCAUGUUCUGAAAAUAAUACUGAAUUUGUCUGAAAAUCCUGUCAUGACAAAAGAACUACUCAGUGCUGAAGCAAUGUCAGAAUUUAUGGGCCUUUUUAACAGGAAAGAGACAAAUGACAAUACUCAAGUUGUUCUAGCAAUGUUUGAGAAUAUUGGUAACAAUAUCAAAAAGGAGAUGGUGUUGUUCACUGAUGAUGAUUUCAGUCUUGAGCCACUUAUUUCUGCAUUCCAUGAAGUUGAGGAGUUUGCUAAGGAACUGCAAAGCAAAACAAAUGAUCAAUAUGACCCUGAAGCAGGCCAGUAAAAUUAGUAUGAUUAAUCACUUGCCUUUGUCCUAAUGUUCCUGAGUUAACAAUUCCUUGAAUAAUGUUUUGGUUUGCAUGGUCGGUUGUGUUGUAAUGUACAUCUUUAUUGCUAGCACUGACUUUGCCCAACUCUGUAUGAGCAGAAUCAUUCUUCUGAUGCCAAAUGAAUAUUAGAACUGACAGAACAUUUGUUGAUAUUUGUGUUUUUGUCUAAAUUGUGACACUUAGUAUUUCGGCUAGAGUGAACUGAGCCAUCAUAAGUAAGCCAGCUACCCUUCUGAUUGUUGUUCUAGUGUGUUGAUGUCUAUUUGAGUCUUGUGUUUUCAAUAAAGUUCUGUUUUAAAGUU